Molecule: messenger RNA, 1629 nt
Organism: Aegilops tauschii subsp. strangulata
Lineage: Eukaryota; Viridiplantae; Streptophyta; Magnoliopsida; Poales; Poaceae
Source: RefSeq, a predicted model, not a curated record
UCGUCGACUUGUGACGGCGGCGGGUUUUACUGGAGCGGAGGCGCAUUUCCUCUUCGCUCGGGGGAAGGCGCAGCUGGUCGGAGGAGGAAGCCGUGAGAACUUGGCGAGAGAGGAGAUGGGGAAGGGCGGCGAGCUGUGGGACGACUCGGCGCUGGUGGACGCCUUCGACCACGCCGUCGCCACCUACAAGGCAAUGCAUGGCAAGAACAACCAAGGUGCUCCAUCUGAGAAACAAGAGUCAGAAGAUGUAGCUGCUGCUGCCGCGUACGCUGCCGCUGCUGUUGCAGAAGAACCUGUCUCUACUGAAGUGGCAGAUGAGCAAACAGAGAAAAAUGACAGCUGCACUAACUUACCCAUUGGUCCAGUGGAGACACCACAGCAGCCCUGUGAGGAAAGAAAUACCGAUAAGCAAGCUCCUCUUCAAGAAACUGAUCUGGGCAAAGAGACAAAGAUCUCUGAAUCUAAGACAUGCUUCUCAGAUGUCACCAAUACCGAGGGAAAGGAUAGUUCAAACCAGCAGAUAGAGGACUACAAUGAAUUACUCAGGAAGUACUAUGAACUUGAGGUGCAAAGCCAGAAAGUUCUUGAGCAAUUACAUCAGACAAAUUUUUGGAAUUAUCAAACCCCUGAACAAUCUUCAGCAUACCAACAGCAGCAAGUUCCUGCUUACAUUGCCACAGCACCAGAUCCAAACUCUUCAACCACUCAAACCUCAUGCUGCUCCUUGAAUGUUCCCAUGGUUUCAAUCUCCUGCUGUUCAACUGGGCAACAAAGUGGUGAUUCCUCUGGUAUGCCACCUAAUGGAGGCUGCAGCAUAUCAUUCACUUGUGAUCAUUGCCCUGGAGCAAGCACUACAUAUCCUACUGGUGCAGCCUUCACGCAGCUCCCAACUAAGGUAUCUACUGGCGAUGAUCAAGUUGCUAAGGCUGCAAUGAUGACUGCUGAAGGUGCCAUGAAUUUCAUGAGAAAUACAAUAUCUGGAGAUGCUGCCUCCUUUCCAAACAUAGGAAAUGAAGGUGGAAUUGGAAAGGAGAAUAACACAACUUUGGGCAUGAACCUGAAUUUAGACACCACAGGAGCAGACAGUGAUCUCGCUGUCGUACUGAAUGCAUGGUAUACAGCAGGGUUUUACACUGGCAGGUACCUCAUGCAGCAAUCGAUGAAAAAUCCCCGAGAAAAUUGAGUGCCAAAAGCCAUAUAGAGGCUCACCAAGGAUCCCAUUCACUUCGGGAAGAACUGAAAUAUGCACUCAAAUUAUGAUGUAACUGAACAUGCUGAUGGAGUUCUGCAACCACUGUUUUAUGCCAGCCAGUACUUUUUCAAGCAAGUAUUAGGGUAUUCUUACAUAUGAAUAUGGAUUUGCUGUGAUUUGCAGUAAAUGCUUGUCUGGAUAGGUAAGGAUUGGCUCAACCCCUUCAGAUUGGCAGGAAUUGUUGCCUGCCUAUUCAACUAAGUUCCAAGUGGGUAAAGAUGACGUAUUCAUGACCGUGUCGCCCAAAUUUGUGAAAUACAGUACUACCCACUAUGGAUAUAUAUUAGCUGAAUCCACUUCUCCAGUGUAAUGAAAAUUGUAAUGUGUAAACUACUUUCUUCAGGUAGCCAUUUGUGCCAUGUGCACAGCUUUCAUCA